AGUUCUCAUCCAUCUUUAUCAUGUGACAUCACCACAGUGACGGACAUUAAAGGGGUUCGAUGUGAACAUUAAGCCUCCAUUCAGCAGCGAGCAGCUCAUCAGGCACCGUAAACACACCUCCUCAUUGGCAUCACCAUGGUAACUGUGCCAGUUCUGCUGAUCCUCAUCUUCUCAGCUUCUACAUCUCCAGUCCACAGUCACCUCACUUCACUCCAUAUCAUUCCGGGUGACAUGAAUCAGACUGAGGCUCGACAAGCUUGCAGAGAUAAAUACACCGACCUCGUCACUGUGUACUCUGAUAAAGACAACACUGAACUUGCUAAACUGGUGAUAAAGGCUGGUGUGGGUUCUGGCUGGAUCGGACUCUCUCGCAAUAAUUUAAGUGAGAAAUGGUCUAAUGGUGAUCAUGUAACAUACAGAAAUCUGACAGGGGAUUGUGGGACAUCGAGCUGCUGUGCUACUAUGAAGGCCGAUGGUUUAUGGGAAAGUCUUCAGUGCACAGUGACAAGACAUUUCAUGUGCUAUGAACAAGAUGCUACCUCUCAGACUAAUAAUUAUCAUCUAAUCCUUGAGAAUAAGACCUGGUAUGAAGCUCAGCGUUACUGUAGACAGAGAUACACUGACCUGGUCAGCAUCAGAGAUCAGCAGCACAAUGAAGAGGUGAUGAUUAAAGGGUUAAACAGCAGCACACCCUUCUGGAUCGGCCUGCUGUGUGAUGACUGGCAGUGGAUUUAUGGAAGUAUCUCUGCCUAUAGAAACUGGCAUUGGCAGAGCUGUGAACCUUAUCCAUCACCACACAACUGUGUAGUACUGAGUGGAGAGAGAUGGUACUCAUGGCUAUGCACUAAUUCAUAUCCUGCUUUGUGCUACUAUAGUUACAUCCAUGUGAGUGAAGAGGCUCUGAGCUGGGAGAAAGCGCUGGAUUACUGUGAUAAAGGGAACAGAGCUGGAUUGUUGCAGAUUGAGUCUGAACAUGACCAGACUGAUGUGGAGAAUGAGCUCAGAAGGAGGCGUGUCUCUGAGCCUGUGUGGGUGGGGCUUAGACAGAGCCAGCUCUUCGGGUUCUGGAUUUGGCCUGAUGGGAAAGCUGUGUUUCCGUACUCCAACUGGGAUGAAGGGAAACAGCCUGAGCAUCAACUCUCUCAGCACUGCGGUGCCGUCGUUCCACAGAGCUACAGAUGGAAAGACAUGAACUGUGAGGCUCAGUACAAAGCUCUGUGUCACGCCACAUGUUAUCCAUGAUCAUGUUCUUUAUGAACCACCACCCCACCCCAAACACACACACACGCACACACACACACACACACACACACACACACACACACACACACGCGUAUACAUACGUGUGUGUGUUUUAGAAUUCUACAGUGACACACUCUUACUGGGGUCAGGGUUGUGUAUUUUACAGAGUUCCCCUGUGCGGAACAACGACAGAACAUCAGUGCAAAAAAAUCUAAGCAAAUAAAUAUCUUUAAUAAAUCUAAUAUAAUAUAAACUAACAUCCCUUGUAGUUUUAGAAUUUAGGUCUCUCUCUCUCUCUCUCUCUCUCUCUCUCUCUCUCUCUCUCUCUCUCUCUCUCUCUCUCUCUGUUCAUGAAGAUGUUGUAGAUGUUUAUGUUCAUGGCUUUGUUAUAGGGCCUUUAAUCCAGACUGAAUAUAGCAGGAUGAUUAAAAAGUAAUGACAAUUCUAUCUUCUUGACUCAAUGUUUAAUGUGUUUAUUGCUGUUUCUAUGGUGUCGUGCAGCACAGACUGUAACUUUCUCUGUUUAUAAUAAAGUUUGAACACACA
Tachysurus fulvidraco (yellow catfish) is the source of this 1788-nucleotide messenger RNA. RefSeq names its product secretory phospholipase A2 receptor-like. The record is from RefSeq and is a predicted model, not a curated record. The transcript has 5 exons. The coding region runs from base 136 to 1242 and encodes 368 amino acids. Lineage: Eukaryota; Metazoa; Chordata; Actinopteri; Siluriformes; Bagridae.